Messenger RNA from Python bivittatus (Burmese python), 4062 nucleotides. RefSeq names its product kinesin family member 19 (gene KIF19). The record is from RefSeq and is a predicted model, not a curated record. Gene Ontology annotation, biological process: microtubule-based movement. Gene Ontology annotation, molecular function: microtubule motor activity; ATP binding; microtubule binding. NCBI's taxonomy places the organism in Eukaryota, Metazoa, Chordata, Lepidosauria, Squamata, Pythonidae.
ACUCCAGCGCCCGUUGAAUGGCGGAGCCGAAACGUGGCAUUGGUUUUGCGGGGAGAAUUAAUCUAGCUCGGAGCAGAACCCGCGCACGGCGAAAGCCAGUUGUCCUGUGAAUCUGGCCGCUCGCGAGGGAUCCACACGUGGCUACAACUGCAGUUGCUGUUCGCUUGCUGCAGCCUGCUUUGUCGGGGCACCCCGUUACCAUCAUGAAGGAGACGAGCGAGUCCAAGGAUCAGCAGCUCACGGUUGCCCUUCGCAUACGGCCAAUCAGCAUGGCAGAGCUGGAAGAAGGAGCCACACUCAUUGCUCACAAAGUGGAUGACCAGAUGGUUGUGUUAAUGGACCCAAUGGAGGAUCCUGAUGAUGUCCUCCGUGCCAACCGGUCACGAGAAAAGUCCUAUCUGUUUGACGCAGCCUUCGAUUUUGCUGCUACUCAGGAAAUGGUCUAUCGUGCCACCACUAAAGGGCUCAUAGAAGGGAUCAUCUCUGGCUACAAUGCAACUAUUUUUGCCUAUGGCCCAACUGGCUGUGGAAAGACCUAUACCAUGCUUGGCACUGAUCAUGAGCCUGGCAUUUAUGUCCAGACACUCAAUGACCUCUUCCAUGCUAUUGAGGAGACAAGCAAUGACAUGGAAUAUGAAGUGUCCAUGUCCUACCUAGAGAUUUACAAUGAGAUGAUCCGAGACCUACUGAACCCUUCCUUGGGCUACCUGGAUCUGCGUGAAGAUGCCAAGGGUUUCAUCCAAGUGGCCGGAAUCACAGAGGUAUCAACCAUCAAUGCUAAGGAGAUAAUGCAGUUGUUGAUGAAGGGCAAUAAGCAACGGACUCAGGAGCCUACAGCAGCCAACCGAACAUCCUCACGUUCCCAUGCAGUGCUGCAGGUCACCGUGCGCCAAAAGAGCCGCAUCAAAAAUAUUAUGCAGGAGGUGCGCAUAGGCCGACUCUUCAUGAUUGACUUAGCGGGCUCAGAGCGGGCCUCUCAGACGCAGAAUCGUGGACAGCGGAUGAAGGAGGGAGCUCACAUCAACCGGUCUCUGCUGGCUCUUGGCAAUUGCAUCAAUGCUCUCAGUGACAGGACAGGUGUCAAAUACGUUAAUUACCGGGACAGCAAGCUUACCCGCCUUCUAAAGGACUCUCUAGGUGGGAACAGCCGUACAGUGAUGAUUGCUCACAUCAGCCCUGCUAGUAGUGCCUUUGAGGAGUCACGCAGCACUUUGACCUAUGCUGAGCGUGCCAAGAAUAUCCGCACCACGGUGAAGCGCAACCAUUUUAACGUCUCCUACCACAUUGCUCAGUACACAAGUAUCAUUGCUGACCUCCAUCGUGAAAUUCACCGGCUACAAUGCAAGAUUGAACAACAGGAGCCCCGUCCAAUGCGGCCAGACAUCCGGAGUAUUCAAGCUGAAGUACAGCUCCGUGGGAAUCCCUUUGAGAGACAGGAGAUAGAUCAGCUCAGGGAGCAGCUGAUUAGCACUUUUCGGGAGCAGAUGGAUGUGCGGCGCCACCUCAUGGAGUUGGAGAACAAUUACAUGGAGAUACAGAUUGAGAGCUCUCGCCAUCUCCUCACCAUUGCUGACUGGGAACAGGAGAAGACCCAUCGAGCCCAAAAGUGGAGAGAGGAACAAAGAAAAGAGAGUUACAACAAAGAUGAAAAUGAGAAGGACUCUGACACUGGGGAUGAUCUCUCAGAUGUGCCAGAGCCACAAGAAGUGGUAGCAGCUCGGGAACACAUCACUACUCUCCUGGGGGAGCAGGAUAAACUUCAUAAGCAGAAGGCAGAGCUGGAAAAGCGCUUCUGGGAAGUAUGGCAGCGUGGGCACCGGUUAGAGGAGGCCUUGCCAUGGUGCAUCAGCUCAGAAGAGCAGAGAGAAGUUCUGAGUUUGCUGUGUAAGGUACACGAACUGGAAGUGGAGGAUACAGCCAUACAGUCAAGUACGCUUCUCAAGGACAACUUCAUCCGUCAUCAGGAGCGAGCUGUGCGUCGCUUUGAGCGUUAUCGCAGCCUCUGCCACCGCAUCAUCCAAGAACAACGACAGAUCAUUCAUGAAUCUCACCUAUUGGUGCCAUCCCAUCUGGAGGAACUGUAUCAGGCUUACUUGCAUGAGCUGGAAGAAGGGGGCUUAGAUCGAAUGGCAGCCACUGAUCAAGCAACUGUUAGAGCUCUUAAGGAGACAUCUGUGCCAAAGCUCCCCCCACUCCCCGCAGAAAAUAUUUUGGACUCGGACCAAGAGAGCGUAAAGACGCUGGGUUCUGACUGUCAGCAGCUGCCUUGGCGGGAAUCUCGGAAGAAGACCCUCCCACCCCUCGUUCCAGCACCAGACAGUAGUGAAGCAGUUCAGGUGUUCAAGGCCAGUCCUCGGGCCCGGCAGAUCAAGAAUUCAGCAGUGAUGACUCCACCUCCUAUCCAUGUCAAUGGCAUGAUUAGUCAAGAGUAUGCACCCCGAGAGAAUUUGCUUAUUCUGGACAGCCAACAAAAUUCUUCCCCUGACAGCAGCGACCACUGUUCUGAUGGCAUCUUGAGGCACGGAGAGCGCAAGGAGAUGGUGAGUGGCAUCAAAAACAUUGCAGUGAAGGCUGCCCGGCGCCGUUCUCGAGUGCUGGAAUCCGACAGGCUGAACCUGCUGAAGCCAACCAAGGAGCUCAGCAACCUCUCCCUCCACUCUCUGAGUGAAAGCGAGGACACCCUGUGCCGGGAAACCCCUGCCCUCUGCCAGCCAACCAGUCCCAGUCUGCAACAUGCCAUCAGUGAGGACAACCUGUCAAGCAGUACUGGGGAUACUGCUCCUGGAAGGCGUGCCCCCAGACGCUCCCCUGGUCCCUGGCUCGUGGUUAACAAAAAGGGAAGCAAGAAACUUGAGAAGAGGGAAGAAUCGCUAGAGGCCAAGAGGAGGAGGCGACGGUCACGGUCUUUUGAGGUCACUGGCCAGAGGCUCCCGUGCCCAAAAAACAACGUCUCUCGCCGGCAUCCCCUGGAAAGCAGUUCUGAGCACAAGAUAACAGCAGCAGGAGGGAUGCACAACGUCCGUGGUAUUGGAAAAGCUGCCAUGCAGUUGUCCAGAGUGAGGCUUCUGCAAGUCCAGCCAUCCUCAGGUCCCAGUGAGGCAUCCUCUCUUUCUGUUGCUCCCCAUCGAACUGGCAUCUCCAAGAAAAUAAGCCAGCCCAGUCAGUGCCCACCACGCCUGAACUAUGUCCCAGUGAAUGGGACAAACCCUCCUGGCAAAGAUGGGAAGAACCAGCGACAUUAAGAUCUGAGGGGACACCAGGAGGUUGAGAUGCUCGAGAGAGAUGCAUUUGAUGCCCAGUCCAGAGACUGUGGCCAAAGGCAUUAUAGGAAAGUAGCUAACUUGAACAGAAGGCCUCAAAGGUUGCCUGGUGGGUUGCAGGUGCUGCUGCCAAGAGGAUUGUCUCGUCACAAACACUUUUCAUCUCCAGGUCUGGAUUUCCCCAGCUUGAAAUGAGUAGUUGUCUGGAUGGGUACAAAGAAAGCGGUCACCAGAAAUAUCCAAAGCCGUAAUACCAAGAUAGAAGUGGAAGAUUCCUUACUGUGCAAGCCCAGCUCUUUAGUUUUUAAACUGUGUUUGUGUUAGAGGACACAGUGCCACAGCAUUGGUGUAGCCUGACAAUGAGAUGAUACACUGUGCACAUUUGCUGUACUUUUGCAUCAUUCUGAAUAAGACAAAUACAUUUCCAUACAUUCAACUAGCACCUUUCUAGAAUCACCUUCAGAGGGAAAGGUUUGUGGGCAACAUUUGAAGUCCCACCAUGUCAGACUAUGGCCUUGAUUCUGCUUGUUCCUACCAAUGGGACUGUUUGUCAAUCAAAGAUCAUCCCUUGUUUCAUGACUGGAUUAUACGUACCUUUAAGAUUACAUGGACUCUUAGAUGAACCUGUUAACUGGGUUGGAUGCAACAAAAUCUCAUUCCAAAACCAUUCAUUAUCACUUUUUUCAGCAAGUAGUUCCAAAAAAAUGUAUGUGAUGGAAUCCCAAAUGUUGCUUUUUGUAUAUCUAAGGAGCUGUGGUAAGUAAAGUGGGACAGCAAACAAUAUCCAAUACCAACACCGGAG